CCGGUUGGCUCCUGAUCCUCAGCAGCGUGAGUGUUGUUGGUGUUUACGAAGUCCGUGUUUCUCUGCUGUCACGGCGGAUAGUUUGAAUUAUGAGCUCGAAAAGAGCUCAGAAUGAGUCCGGAGCCACCGAGAAAAAGAGGAAGAAGAAGAGCUGCGAGGAAGCGGCGCUGAGUUCAUGUGUGGAGGAGAAAGAGCUGCAGGGAGCCGUGAAGGAAGCAUGGAGGAGCAGGAGUCACUACAGCCACGGGGAUCUGGAGCUGGACUGCCAUCCUUUUCCUCACUGCAUCAUCAAGAACUUCCUCAGCAGCGAAACCUUCAUAGAAAACCUACAGAGAGAGCUGCUGGGACUCAACUUCCACGAAAAAUCAAACGACCUCUACAAAUUCAAACAGUCAGAUGACCUGAAGAAGAGAACAGAGCCACACAUUGCAGGACUGAGAACAGCACUGUUUGGACGUUUCCGUUCCUGGCUGGGGGAUGUGUUGGGGGUUGAGCUGGAGCCCACUGUGGAUAUUUCAUGUGCCAGAUAUGAAUACACAGAUGUUUUGUUGUGUCAUGAUGAUGAAUUGGAGGGGAGACGUGUUGCUUUCAUUUUGUAUCUCGUGCCUCCGUGGCAGAGCAGCGACGGGGGAGCCCUCGACCUUUACACAACAGACAGUAAUUUCCAGCCACAGAGCAUAGUGAAGUCACUUGUGCCUUCUUGGAACACACUCGUCCUUUUUGAAGUUUCCCCAGUUUCCUUUCACCAAGUGUCAGAAGUUUUGUCACAGGACAAGUGUCGUCUGUCUCUGAGCGGAUGGUUUCAUGGACCUUCUCUGGAGCGUCCUCCUCGCCACAUAGAGCCGUCCGUCCCAAGGAGUCCACACUUACCAAGAGAUGAGACGGUGCUGCUGGAGUGGGUCAAUCCAGUGUAUCUGGAUAUUUCGUAUCAAGAGCAGAUUCAGGAGGAGUUUGAAGAGAGCUCUGAAAUUCAGCUUAAAGACUUUCUUAAGGAGGAGAAGUUCAUGGAGGUGAGUGAAGCACUGCAACUCACUCAGAUUCAGUGGAUGAAGAGAGGUCCAGCCAAUAAGAGAAACUAUGAAGUGGCUUCUCUGGAAACCUUGCCUCAGUGCGUCACUGCAUGUUGGGAGCUGCUUCGGUCAGAGUCGUUCUUCCUGCUUCUGUCCAACUUUACCGGCCUUCGACUGCACUACCUGUGUCCUGCUGAUGAGGAUGAUGAUGAAGACAAAGAGAAGCAAGAGGAGGAUGAAGAAGCCACUGUGUCUUCAAACGAAUCCUCUGCUGCGAAUGCAACCAAACAGAAAGAGCUGAGCACACCUGUAUGCUGUGGUGAAGUGCGACGAUGGUCUCAUGGCGGCUACACUCUGCUGUACGACGGAGAAGCAGCACGAGCCGAGUACGCUCUGGACCUCGUUUUGCCUUUCGGCUGCACAGACUGGCAGUCAGAGUUUGGAGGCUACACAUGUUAUGUUGCAAACGAAGAGGAUGAAGAGCUCCUGACUGUCUAUCCAGAGGAUAAUUCUCUCGCCCUCGUCUACAGAGACAAAGAAACCCUCAAAUUUGUCAAACAUGUCAACGACAAAAGCUCCUCAGAGUCUGCUGGCAGAGGCUUUUAUGACUUUUCUUAUGUCUACUAUGAAUAAAUAGUACAUGUGUAUAUAUAUAUAUAUAUAUAUAUGUAUAUGUAUGUAUAUAUAUAUAUAUAUAUAUAUAUAUAACAUGUUUGUGGCAAAAGGACUGCACCGAAAUGGCACUUUUAACUUGACCUCCCAGCUUAUUGAAAGAAAUUACAGUUCAGUCUUUAUAGGCUGAAUGAGACAUGUGGACACAAGGAGGCAGAGAACAAUCACCACCUAAUGUACAAUCUGACUUUGCAAACUACUUUUUGACUGGCAUGAUGAUAUUGCUACCUUUUUAUGAGACAAUGGUAACUCUAGGAAACAUUGGGGAAAAACAAUUCAAGCAAAUUCAUCUAGUUUUAAUUGUAAUUUGUCUGAGUGCCCCAAAAUCUACUGACAUUGCUCCCUUUUGGUUCAUUUUAUGCAAACUACAAGUUGAAGAAUGCAAUUAAAUUAGCUGCCAUUAUGUAUGUAAUUACAAUGAACUUUUAGAAACUUGUUGAGGGGAUAUGAGGGCGUUAUUUCAUUACAGAGCAUUCGUUUUAUUGACACACUAGAAGUUUUGAUUGUCCUUUACAAGUCAUACGUAACUCAUUAAGCGAGAGAAGUUGUUGUAAAAUGGUCAGCAUGGUUAGAUAAUCUUGAUUAAAGUCCUGCUGGAAGACCCAUAAA
Molecule: messenger RNA, 2291 nt
Organism: Acanthochromis polyacanthus (spiny chromis)
Lineage: Eukaryota; Metazoa; Chordata; Actinopteri; Pomacentridae
Gene: ogfod1
Product: 2-oxoglutarate and iron-dependent oxygenase domain containing 1
Exons: 13
Coding region: 90-1643 (517 amino acids)
Biological process (GO): peptidyl-proline hydroxylation; regulation of translational termination
Cellular component (GO): cytoplasm
Molecular function (GO): L-ascorbic acid binding; peptidyl-proline dioxygenase activity; iron ion binding
Source: RefSeq, a predicted model, not a curated record